This is a messenger RNA of Ornithodoros turicata, 2262 nucleotides long. RefSeq names its product sphingomyelin phosphodiesterase-like. Gene Ontology annotation, biological process: sphingomyelin catabolic process; ceramide biosynthetic process. The record is from RefSeq and is a predicted model, not a curated record. Bases 68 to 1369 code for a protein of 433 amino acids. Gene Ontology annotation, molecular function: acid sphingomyelin phosphodiesterase activity. The transcript is spliced from 9 exons. NCBI's taxonomy places the organism in Eukaryota, Metazoa, Arthropoda, Arachnida, Ixodida, Argasidae. Gene Ontology annotation, cellular component: lysosome.
UUGUCCCAUUGUUUUGGGACCAACUUGCGGUAAACUUCGAAGCAAGGUCCACAACUGGGCCGUAGACAUGGACGAAUGGAACAAGCCACUGCCACGUGCUUUCCCUGUGGUUGCGCACGGCCAGACUGUCAGGGUUCUCCAAUUGUCCGAUACUCAUUAUGAUCCCGAGUACACUCCCGGUUCCAACGGUGAUUGUAAAGACCCGCUUUGCUGUCGUAGCGGUCCACCCGCAACAGAAGCAGCCAAAGCUGGCAAGUGGGGUUAUCCCGGCAAAUGUGACAUUCCAUUCCGAACACUGGAAAGCAUGAUGCAGCAUGCGGCCAAUACGCACCAGAUUGACAUGAUACUUUGGACGGGUGACCUGCCUCCUCACGAUAUGUGGAAGUCUAGGAAAGAAGACAACGUCGAUAACCUGCGUAAUACCUCGGCGUUAAUACGAAAGUACUUCCCUGGAGUGCCGGUGUACCCCGCCCUCGGAAAUCACGAGGCAGUGCCCAGCAACAGCUUUCCAGUGAAAAACCCACUUAACUUAACCGUUCAGUGGCUGUACGAUGAAGUAGCCAGCGAAUGGGAAAGAUUCCUUCCCAACGCCACAACAGAGACCAUAAAAAGGGGAGCAUUCUAUGCAGUAAAAGCUGCCGAUCGACUCAAAGUCAUCUCAUUGAACACAAACUUUUGCUACAUUUACAACUGGUGGCUUGUCUACAACUCCACUGAUCCGGAAGACCAGUUGCAGUGGUUGGUGAGUCAACUGCAGGAGUCAGAGGACGCCGGCGAGAAGGUUCUCAUAAUUGGCCAUGUUCCUCCUGGAUAUUCGGAGUGCACAAAAGUGUGGAGCAGAGAAUUCCACAGAAUCGUCAAUCGGUACGAAUCCACCAUAACUGGUCAGUUCUACGGUCACAUGCACAGUGACGAGUUCCAGGUUUACCACGACAUAGAGGAUACCAGUCGACCGAUUAGUGUGGCUUACCUGGGUCCAAGCGUCACAACGUACAUUCACCAAAAUCCGGGCUACCGGGUGUACCUGCUGGAUGGAAAGCACACGAACGCUACAUGGACUGUUACAGAUCACGAAACGUACGUGAUGAACGUCACGGAUGCCAACGCGACGGAUGAGCCAAAAUGGGCACUGGAGUACAGAGCCAAGACGGCGUACAGGCUUCCAUCUCUCAGUCCGACAGACUGGAGCAAUCUCAUUUCGAGGUUGUCUAAAAACGACUGGAUGUUUAAAAAAUUUUACAGGUACCAAAACAAGCUCCACCCAGCAGGCGUCUGUGACAAACACUGCAAAAGCAUGAAGAUAUGCAACAUGAGAGCUUAUGCAGAUCAAGUGCUCACAGACUGCAUAAAGCAAAGGACGACUCAGUAAACAGACCUCACUUUCAUCCGUGUUAGAAGCUCAAAUGUGUUGUAUGGCACAACCAACAACACAGAGGCGCUGAAUAAGUAGAGCUGUUGAAAAAUAGUUAAGGAAAUCAUCUUCACCUGCCUGAAGCCCGGCAUCUUCCGAGAAACUUUGCUGUAAACAGAGAUAGUGCAGCUUACUAUGGGUGACAUUGACUGCAAGUGUUGCUGCAUUGACUGCAAAACUGGUUGUGACUAUUGCGGAGCAGUGCUGGUGAAAAGUGGCAACGCAGCGAGGGACCACCUUGGAUUGGAAUCAGCGACGGUUGCGUGGAGGUCGUCGAGUUGGAGAACACUAGUCCAGUGCGGGACAGCGUAAUGUAAUAUGGACACAAAGACACACAUUCUGUUUCUAUAAUGUGUGGUAGGGCGAGGACAGGUAGCAUUCACACCUUCGCACAUUGGGGAAUAGCUGUUAGGCUUCCUCGGAUGAUGAGAAGCAAUAUGGCGUGUGCCAGUGUGCUACACAGCAGAAUACAGGAUCUCCUCCAGUUUGUGCCCUUCCCUGGGACACCUGAGAAUGUGGUGUACAUGUUCCAAAAUGACUUCUGGGAAUACAUUAAAUGCUUGUGACCAUUGUUUGUGGACUUGUGAAAGGUAAUCCCGCUCAAAAUGUUGUUGAAAAAGUUGCCAUUUUCUUUUAACCUGAUCUUAAAAGCUUUAAUAGGAAAUGUGUUUCUGCACAACUGCUGCAGAGUGCAUUGACACAUGACAAAACCUUCUGUCAGUACAAAAAAAAAUAGUAUGAAACAUCAUCCAUGUACUAGUUCUAACAACUCUAGGCUGUUUUAACGAUGAAAGAUUAUUAGUGAAACAAAAAGGAGAGGGAAAGAAUCUUGAAUUCCUUUUUUGAUUUGU